AUGUCUGCGCCGGAGCUGGCUGACGAGAGCGAACACACCGGUCUGCUCAGAGGAGAAGCUGCCGGCCGCUCUCCUGGAGAAGCAGUCCCCCUCAGAGAACAUCGACCAGUCCAGGGCCUCUUCGUGGAUGCCUACCAUGCCUCCAAGGCAACAUUGCGUUGCAGCCACGCCAAUUGGCUCCUGGGGUUGGUGCCCCUGGGCAUGAUUGCCUCGUCCUCGGGCUGGAAUCCAGCAGCAGUCUUCAUCCUCAACUUCCUGGCUAUCUUCCCCCUGGCUGCGUUGCUCUCUUACUCGACCGAGGAGCUAUCUGCCAGUGUAGGACAGACGAUCGGAGGGUUGAUAAAUGCGACCUUUGGCAAUGCAGUGGAGAUGAUCGUUGGCAUCACCGCCCUGAGACAGGGCGAGAUCCGCAUUGUCCAGUCUAGUAUGGUUGGCAGUGUUUUGUCAGGCACUCUCUUAAUCCUUGGUUGCUGCUUCUUUUCCGCCGGUUAUCGCCAAGAAUGUCGCAAGGAUAACCUGAGGUUCAACGUGGACGUCACCGGCAUCAUGACCUCGUUGAUGGUCGUCGCAUCCGCCUCGCUCUUCAUUCCCUCCGCGCUUUCCUCGACUACUCCGACGUCGGAAGUGAACGAUUAUAUCCUGGUCCUGUCUCGGAUUACUUCCCUUAUCCUCCUGCUCUUCUACGUCGUAUACCUUUAUUUUCAGCUCAAGAGCCAUGUUCAUCUGUUCAAGGAUUGCGAUGAAUCGGAAUCUGAUGAUCAUGCGCUUGGCCCAUGGGCCGCCAGCAUCGUUCUCAUCUUGUCGACCCUUGGGAUUACUUUUUGCUCAGAUGCUGUGGUAGACAGCAUCGACGGAGUCGUCGAGGCCUGUCACGUCAGCCGCGCUUUCAUCGGCCUGAUCAUUGUCCCUAUCGUCGGCAAUGCUGGCGAGUUCGUCACCACUGUGAACGCGUCCAUGAAGGACAAGCUGGAUCUGGCGAUCGGCAUCGUUGUCGGCAGCACCCUGCAGAUCGCCCUCUUUGUCACCCCGUUCAUGGUCAUCAUGGGCUGGAUACUGAAUCAGAAAAUGUCGUUGCAUUUCGACACUUUUGAAACGACCGUCUUUACGCUGGCUGUCGUCGUAGUGAAUUGUAUAGUUCAGAAUGGCCAGACCAAUUACUUCGAGGGGUUCCUCUUGAUUGGAACG
This is a messenger RNA of Rasamsonia emersonii CBS 393.64, 1185 nucleotides long. RefSeq names its product Vacuolar calcium ion transporter. Gene Ontology annotation, molecular function: calcium:proton antiporter activity. NCBI's taxonomy places the organism in Eukaryota, Fungi, Ascomycota, Eurotiomycetes, Eurotiales, Trichocomaceae. The annotation marks the transcript as partial. The transcript has 3 exons. The record is from RefSeq and is a predicted model, not a curated record. Gene Ontology annotation, biological process: calcium ion transmembrane transport; intracellular calcium ion homeostasis. Gene Ontology annotation, cellular component: fungal-type vacuole membrane.